This is a messenger RNA of Apis laboriosa (Himalayan honeybee), 3297 nucleotides long. It is a transcript of the gene cwo, whose product is annotated as transcription factor cwo. Gene Ontology annotation, biological process: regulation of circadian rhythm; regulation of neurogenesis; anterior/posterior pattern specification. Bases 845 to 2044 code for a protein of 399 amino acids. Gene Ontology annotation, cellular component: nucleus. The transcript is spliced from 6 exons. Gene Ontology annotation, molecular function: DNA-binding transcription factor activity, RNA polymerase II-specific; protein dimerization activity; RNA polymerase II cis-regulatory region sequence-specific DNA binding. The record is from RefSeq and is a predicted model, not a curated record. NCBI's taxonomy places the organism in Eukaryota, Metazoa, Arthropoda, Insecta, Hymenoptera, Apidae.
GUAGCCUGCUAAGGAGACGACACGCGUUUAUAUAUAUACGUUGUGAUACGAACUAUUCAAACAAAAUCCCUUUUAUUUUUGCCAAUCUUAAAAAUUGCAAUUACGAAUCUAUAUAUGGUACGACGUAUCGCGUCAAUAAUAAAGAGGACGCAUACGAUUGAUCGAAAAUUCAAGCGUGUAUGUAACAUAAUUAUUGGUCCAGGAGCACCGUCAAGGCCACACGUGAAUCACGUGAAAUUCGUAUAGUGCAUGUAUAUGCAUCUAAAAAAGGGAGAUCGCUGUAACGAGAGAUCGAUCUACGAUCAUCGGUUCCAAAAAAAGAAAUCGAGAAGUAGGAAGAAAGACGAAGAAGAAAAGAAGAGGGCGCCAGUACAGAUAUAUCGGUGAGUGUGACUGGACGGAAAGACGUGGGCGAUUCCCAAGUACCGGCCUCCUGAUCCGUCGUGUCGUUUCGAGUGUGUCAGUGAGUUUGUGGAGGCGAACCUAACCUAGUCGUCGAGUGUGCACUAUCGAUCAAGAAGUUGGUUUAAAGAGAAUUUAAUUUUUUUUUGAGAAACUGAUUAUGUAUACGUAAUUUUAAAAUCAGUGCAAAUACGUUUGUGCAUAUCGUUCAAUUUCACGUUCGAUCAAAGCAACUUGCUUGUUUAAUAUACGUGUUAUAAUCAUAAAUUGAAAAAAAAAUUUCGAUUCCCGGUGUGAAAACGGAAACGGAUUGAGAUAACAAGGUGAAGGAAAGUUAAUAAUAAACGAGAAGAGGAAGCAAGAGGAAGAGAAGCUAACGGUGAUAGUAAUUCGAAAUUGGAAGUGAUCGUGUUGUGCAUUGGAAACGAUUCUAUGCGGCAAGAUGAUGGAGACACAGAAUUAUUGGGAGGAUAACUCCGCUCAUUCUAUGCAAGUAAAAUACGAGAGUUUGGAUGCUAGAUCUUGCAAGGACGAGAUAUACAGGAUGGGAAUAGGCGGUGGAUAUUGCGAAGGGAACUUGAACUUUGCUACGGCCUCGGAGGACGACGAGGUUUACACGAAGAAGAAAGUUUCCAGGCAAGAUCCAAUGUCUCAUAGGAUCAUCGAGAAACGAAGAAGAGAUCGUAUGAAUAAUUGUUUGGCCGAUUUGAGCAGACUGAUACCGGCCGAAUAUUUGAAGAAGGGUCGAGGAAGAGUAGAGAAGACAGAAAUUAUCGAAAUGGCUAUUCGGCAUAUGAAGCAUCUUCAAGGUCUUCGACAAGAAUCGAAACAUCCUGCCGUGACGUCGGUACACGCGAUGCAUCCCGAGGACAGCGUGGAUAGUGUCUCGCAUUCGACUGUCGCCUCUACCGCGGCGGAACACUACAGGCUGGGUUUCCAAGAGUGUUUAAGCGAAACCAUGCAUUUUCUCGUCGAGGUCGAGGGUUUUUUCGCCAGGGAUUCUUUGUGCGUUCAACUGAUCAAUCAUCUGCAACAACAUUGCGAAAAAAUCUUAGCAACUAGUGACAGGCUCGGGUUUCCUCAUCCCGAGAUGCCUACGACGAACGGUGUCGCGAAUGGUAGCGGUUAUCCUCAUACCAGCAUUCCCACGAUAUGUCAGCCGAAUGGUCAUUCGGAUCACGGCUCGAGUUCAGGCGUGAGUUCGUUCGGUGAUCCGGAGCGUCCUUUGCGACCAACGAUCGCGAUCCCACCACCGGCGAUCGUGAGCGACGAUAGCAAUCACAGCACGCAUUCGCACAGUACGCCACCAAGCACCACCUGCAAACCUUCCAACUACAAGUUUAAGAGCUCUAUCAAGCAAAGGUUUUCCGCGGAGAGGAUAAAGUCUAGCCCACCACCUACCACCAGCAUAGAGAAGCCAUCUUCCUCUCACGGUGUGCCGAUCUUUGCUCUGCACGAUGCUGGAUCUUACUACGUCCCGUUAACCGUCGAGGCUUCUCUGUUAAGGCCUCAUCUGAAUUUCAUGUGGGACACCGGCCCAGACACGGUGCUCCAUCCGGUCACGAUAUCGGUCAAUUUCAACCAUUCGAAUCCGCCGGCAUGGUCGCAUCACCAUAGUCCCACGCACCAACAACAGACAUAAACCAGACAAUGGCCAGGACCCGAUGUUAUGUCUCUCUCGUUCGUUCGUUCCAACCGUCGAUAUGUGUCGCUCAUGUUCAAGAUUCGCGUUUUCGAAGAGAACGAUGUCGCUCUCGGUGGUGAGAACGAGCGACGACGCGCAAAUCUGUCGUUAUUUUCGUCGAUCCGGGUAAUGAUCGAUAACAAUCAUCGAAUCGUCGAACGAAUCGUAUCAAAGUUUGUUGCGUUCGAUCGAUUCUUCGUAAACGAGGAAACGAUCGUCGCAUCGUCAUCCCGAUCAUCAUCUUUUUCUUUCCGGUUCUUUAGCUAUUAAAUAAUAUCCGAGGAACGUUGGUAUAGCGUGUUUUACGAAAAAAAAAAAAAAAAAAAAAAAAACGAAGUUCGACGAGGAUCAUUUUUCCUUUCUUUCGUAUAUAUAUAUAUAUAUUUACCGAGGCUGUGGGUUGUCUUAGCAUUUACGAGAUAUCGAGAGAAAGUGCGAUGUAGAAGUAUCGUUGGUAGAGAUAGAGUAUUAGGGCUUGAUCGAAGCCCCGGGUUGCUUUAGCUUCGGUAUGUUUUUUUUCUCUCCCCUCUUUCGUCGAUGUCGUCGCAAUCGAAACCCGUUUCUCUCUCUCUCUCUCUCUCUCUCUCAUUUCCUUUUCCCUCUUCUCUCCUUUUCUCAUCAACGCCAAUCUCUGUUUCGUUUUAUCUUCUUUUUUUUUUAUCCUCUGUUUCGUUCUUUCCUUCGCUUUAUUACUUUUUAUUUUUCGGCUGGGCAAAUGUGUCGCGCGAUGAAUUAAAAAUCUCAAGUUUGGACCGUGUGAUUAACAUUGGACGACAAAAGUUCCAUCGAUGGAAACGCGUAUCGUGUAAAAAAAAUAUCAAAUUUCCGCACGAGUGUCGAAAGCGUGGAUCGUCCGCAACACGUUCGAUCGGCCGACGAAAUUCCGAAAUAUUUUGAAGCUAGCCGACGAAAAGUGCCUACAAUAUUAUUGAGUUACAAAUUCCAUUUACGUGAUCGUUCCACGUGUGUGGAAGAAGAAAGUGAUUUUCCUUUUCCGCGGAUAAUUUUGUGUCACGUUGUGAUCGCGAAAGAAGAUCGAGUUUGUUCGGCGUCCUGAAAAAUGGGCCUCGACAAUUAAAGACUGAUCAAGACCUGCAUUACACUAAAUUCUUAUAAGAUCAUUGCAUUAAAUAUAUAUAUAUAUUUAUACAUACUACGUCUAGUUGUAACGUUAACGAAGAAUUUAUGCGGAAUAAAUUAUAUUUACCAUA